AUGGUGCCACAAAAAGGCCUGGCGCUAGUGCUGUCGUGUGCAAUGGCUUUGGCUCAGCCGGCGCACGCCCCCGAACAGCCUGUACACGCACAGUCGUCGCUGUUGUAUUCUGCCGGCAGCGCAGAUACCUCUCGACUCAUCCAUCACGCCGAAGUGCUGCAUCAGACACACAAACAUCUGGCCGCUUCCGAGAGCGGCGCCCCUCCUAAAAAGCGCUUGUCCGAGCAGCAUGUUUUGGAGGGAGCAGCCCCUUGGAAGAAAUGGUUGUUUGGAGGCAGUGACUCCUCUUCUGUGUCCGACAACAAGAAUCCCCCCAAGGAACAGCCUCGUCCUGCCCACGCAGAUCUUGACUUUUUGCAGCAAUACGACGAUGAGGUCGUGCUGCGAUUUACAUGGUCGCAGCCCUCAGACAAGGCCCACUUUGCCAAGGCCGUGCAGGGUCUGCUGCUGGACGUCUGGCGAAUGUCGGCCACCGAGGCAGACGUCCGAAUCCAGUCCAGCAGAGUCAAGGAUCUGUACCGGCUGCUGCCCAAGAGCAUGCGCCAGGAUGUGCAGUAUUCUACUCUAAUCCCUGACCUGGCUCGAACCGUCUUCUCCUCUUACCCCGACAAGAGCUCCAACGAUGUUUUCUCCGCCAAAGUUGAGCAGUCGCUCAAGAGCGUGCAGGGCUCUUCCUCUGCCAACAACAUCAAGACUGCCAACAACAUCAAGACUGCCAACAACGACCUCGUGUCCAUCAACGAGGUCUUUUUCCAGGACUACCGGCCUCUAGAGACAAUCUACCAUUGGCUCGAGCUGCUGGAGGUGGCCUACCCCGAGAUCAUCCAACUCAAGGAUAUCGGCCACACGCACGAGGGUCGGCCCAUCCGAACAGUGCACCUACAUGGACCCAAUGCCCGACCCGACCGGUCCAAGCUGCUCGUCACCGGUGCCAUCCAUGCCCGUGAAUGGAUCUCCACCUCCUCGGUGUUGUAUACCAUCUACGAGCUGGCCACCGGCUACGGGAGCAACCGCCAGCUGACCGAGUUCGUUGACAAAUUCGAGUUUAUCUUUGUGCCCGUUGUCAACCCCGACGGAUACGUCUUCUCGUGGGACUCGGACCGUCUGUGGAGAAAGAACAGACAGCCCACCGGUGUGUCUUUCUGUACCGGCCUAGACAUCGACCACUCGUUCGGUUACCAGUGGCACAAGACCCGGGGCACCCCCUGCUCCGAGUCUUACAGCGGACAGGAGCCUCUUGAGGCUCUGGAGGCCAAGUAUUUGACCGAAUUUGUGUCCAACCACACUACCGAGGUUGGCACCUUUCACGGUUUCUUGGAUCUCCACUCCUACUCAGAGGAGAUCUUGUAUCCUUACUCUUACUCGUGUGACCGAGUCCCUCGGGACUUUGAGAAUCUCGUCGAGUUGGCUUACGGUCUAGCAAAGGCCAUUAGAAUCACCUCUGGCAAGAGAUACGUUGUAAUGCCUGCCUGUGAGGAUCGAGACCUGGUUGGCGACACCGAAAACGGCGGUGGAUCGAUGCUGGACUUCCUGUAUUCGAACCACUGUGCCUGGGCAUUCCAGGUUAAGUUGCGGGAUACCGGCAAUUACGGUUUCCUGCUGCCCAAGAAGCAGAUUCUGCCCACGGGCCAGGAAAUGUUCAACUCUCUGCGAUAUUUCUGUGACUUCAUCCUCAACCCUGAAUAA
This is a messenger RNA of Yarrowia lipolytica CLIB122, 1686 nucleotides long. RefSeq lists its product as uncharacterized. The record is from RefSeq and is a predicted model, not a curated record. Gene Ontology annotation, biological process: proteolysis. Gene Ontology annotation, molecular function: metallocarboxypeptidase activity; zinc ion binding. NCBI's taxonomy places the organism in Eukaryota, Fungi, Ascomycota, Dipodascomycetes, Dipodascales.